GAGUAUUGUGUGAAGAAUAUCUCUAUUGUGUUGUAUAAGGAUGAGAGUGUGAUGAACACAAUGUUUAGAUUAGUUCUAGUUCUAGCUUCUAUCCUCAUUUACUCAGAUACUGGACUGGGACUCCAUGAUAACUGUAGAUGUAAACCCGAAAGAAUUCAUCUGAAUGUUUUAAUAAACUGUCCUCCUGAAAAAGCUCAGCCAGAUGGAAGGUUUCAGUCAAAUGCUACAGUGCAUGGUGGGCCGGGGACCUGUAAGAGUCCUUGCAAGAUUAGUCCUGAAGGGUUUUCAUACUGUGAUACAAUAUCCCUUUUCUACAGGGAUAGCUCCUGGUAUGACUGGGAUCUAUGCUCUAUGUGUGACUCCAAUGAUCCAGAUAAAUUUUAUACUCCAUACUUACGGGAGUGUGCUAGGGAUGGUAAAUGCUCCAACAUCUGGUCAAACAGGGACCAAGAUGCUCCUAGAUGUAUGACAACUCAGGGUCUGCUGGAUUACUGUACAAUGUGUACUGCACAGCAAGGAGAAUCAAGUCUUGAAUGUCCAACUUUCAGGCCGGAUGAAAAGACAGGCUUAGAGCAGGGUUCAUUUGGACUCUGGGUCCAACCCAAUCCCAAGGAAAAAAUAGAAGAAAAAGGAAUAGAUAAUGGUAAUCAGAAUUAGAGGCUGAAAAUAAACUAAUUAUUUACCUUAAA
Messenger RNA from Eurytemora carolleeae, 689 nucleotides. RefSeq lists its product as uncharacterized. The transcript has 9 exons. The record is from RefSeq and is a predicted model, not a curated record. NCBI's taxonomy places the organism in Eukaryota, Metazoa, Arthropoda, Copepoda, Calanoida, Temoridae. The coding region runs from base 52 to 657 and encodes 201 amino acids.